Exophiala xenobiotica is the source of this 624-nucleotide messenger RNA. RefSeq lists its product as uncharacterized. The transcript has a single exon. The record is from RefSeq and is a predicted model, not a curated record. Lineage: Eukaryota; Fungi; Ascomycota; Eurotiomycetes; Chaetothyriales; Herpotrichiellaceae. The coding region runs from base 1 to 624 and encodes 207 amino acids.
AUGCUGCUGCGCACUGCCACCCGGGCUUCUGUCUUCGCUGCUCUUGCCUUCCCCCUGAGAGGGGUCUCUGCGGAUGACUUUCAAACUGACAUCGGGACAAUCACCCCAACGGCCAGUAUGUCAAGGGACUUUGUCUGGACGAACACGUCCAGCGCACCACCGCAGGCGACCGUUGAGAUUCAGUUCGACGGCCUGGUCGGCUCCGGUGUUAUAAACUUAACCAGCAAUUACGGCUUUACAGCUGUCAAUCUGACCGCCGCCAGCACCUCUACCACCUCCUGCGGCUCUCCAAAUCCAUUCGCAGCCAAUGUCACUUCUGGGGCGACUAUUCCUCCCCUUUCCACCCACAGCGUCUCCGUCACGAACCCUCCUUCGACGAAUGCGACAGUGGUUCACUCUGGCAACCCGUUUACGUCGCCGUCGCCACUGUCCACCACAGACGACGGGUCUCUUGGCUCAACCCAGAGCACAAGCCUUGGUCUUCCCUCUGCCACUGUCUCGUCCGCCGAGAUCAGCCUCUUCACCGGUGCUGGAGGGCGAUUGAGAGUAUCUCCAGCGACUUUGCUGAUGUGGUUGCUCAUGGGCCUGAUGCCGACUCUUUCUGUCUGGAGCGACGAUUUCUAA